CUGUUUUUUUCCCCAUAUCUAGGCUACUCCAAACUCCAACCCAGUUUAAGUAAUUGAUGGAGUGGAGGAAGGAGACUUUCACUCGGUAGAGCAGCAGCUGUCAGCCAACAGGGUUGCAAUAAGGAAACGUCGCCCGAGGGGGAUCGAAGCAGACACGGGAGAGCAGCAGCGGAGACGAGGAGAAGGCGAGGAGAAGGCGAGGAGACUGCUUCAGGUGUUGUACGAGUCGCGAUGGAGGCGCGCGGCGUGCGUGAUUAGAGGGGAGCUCACCGCUUCUGGAAAGCACUCGCUUUGUUAAGGUGGAUUACAAAGUGAAAAAAAACAAAAAAUAAAACGCCUUUGUCUAGCUGUCUACUUCACGUGGCUGGAUUACCUUAGAACCAUGAACGUGUCGCCCCCGGACCGCAGGAAAAACGUGCGGGAGCUGGCUUUGGAGAUCGGCAUCCGCGUCAUGCUUUUCGGAGUUUUUGUAUUUACAGAGUUUCUGGAGCCCUUUGAGAGAGUGAUUCAACCAGAGGAGCUUUGGCUCUACAAGAAUCCUCUGGUUGAGUCAGACCACAUUCCCAAGAGGGUCAUGUUCGCAAUUUCAUUCCUUACCCCACUGGCGGUGAUAUUCGUGGUGAAGAUAAUUCAGCGGACGGACAAGACGGAGCUCAAAGAGGCAUGUUUGGCUGUGUCCCUGGCCCUCGCCCUGAAUGGAGUCUUCACAAACACCAUCAAGUUGAUUGUUGGCAGACCCAGGCCCGACUAUUUCCAACGUUGCUUCCCAGACGGACAAGUAAAUGCGAAGAUGCUGUGCACCGGGGAGCCAGAUCUAGUCUCCGAGGGACGCAAGAGCUUCCCCAGCAGCCACUCCUCCUUUGCAUUUUCCGGCCUUGGCUUCACCUCCUUCUACCUGGCGGGGAAGCUGCAGUGUUUUACGGAUCAAGGUCGAGGGCGUAGCUGGCGUCUCUGCGCCAUGGUGCUGCCCCUCUACAGCGCCAUGAUGAUCGCGUUGUCCCGGACUUGCGACUACAAACACCACUGGCAAGACGCCUUUGUCGGAGGAGUGAUCGGGUUGCUGUUUGCGUACUUCUGCUAUCGCCAGCACUACCCCCCCUUCCUGCACAUGGACUGCCACCUGCCUUACGCCAGUCUGGCUGCCGCCGCCCACACGCCCUCACAUCCCCAGGACGACCCGCAGCCCACAGACAAUGCCACCACCCUUCCCCUGGAGGGCUUGACUGAAGGGCCAGUAUGACUAGUGGCCGCCACCGAGACUCCCCCCAACACCCUCACCAAGCCAGCGAGCCCACCUCCUCGUGCCCAGUGACUGUUUGGCUUUCGUACACAUUCCAGUGGACAAUAAUACACCCCACCCAUCUCCAUGCUGUUGCACCCCGUCUCGGUGACACCUGCAUUCAUUAAUUUAUUUUUUUAAAUAUCUGAUUCUCGCGCAGCAGCCUUGAAAGUCUAUAUUUAGAUGUGAUGUGUGAGAGGAACCUACGAAUAUGGGACAUCACCGCAGAGAGGGAAGAGAGAAAAACAUGUUGGAAACCUGAGGAAACACGUCUUGCUAAUGGCUGGGAAGGAAGAUGAAAAUAUCGCCAGCUUUUGCUGGAUUAUUGCUUAAUGAGAAAUGUUGUCAGCUUGUUUCAUGCUGGGAUACAUUUAACUAUGUUUGGCUGUUAAAGAAUGGGGACCACAAGCCCCAUGAAAUGUCACAGCAAUCAAACCAUGAAAUCAAACCAGUGUAACGAUUAGAAUACUGUUUGUUAUAUGUCACACUAAGAAUGAAAUUAUGGGAUAUUUGUCAGUAACUGUAGCGCCAGAAAUCCAGUGACAUUCUGUGCGUUUCAGUUCGACUUUUAGAUGCAUGUUCAUUUAAAACACAUGGGACACUGCUUACAGUUAUUUUUGGUUGUGCCAUUGCAACAUAAAUAUAUAUAGAACAAACAACUCUUGGAGAAAAGCACUGCUCUAUGAAAAAGAGAGGAUCCAAUGUUCCCAAACUGUUCUCUUCUACAUUCACCCAUUUGUUAUCGUUCCAUUCCUCCCUGUUCUCUCGGGGUUUGUAUAAUUUUCCAGUGCAGUCCUGCAUAUCGGCCCAUUCUCAAUUCUCUUCCCCUCCUUGUCACCACUAUAUUUUUCACAAUCCCUGCAUUUCCUCAGAGGUUUCACGGGGACAUGAACCCAAAUUGUAGCUCAAUGAGUCCAAUCGGAAACCAGCAGGUGGAAGUGUGUCGGGACAGGCACAAGCCCCUAUGUAAUUCUGCACUAAUGCUCAUUAAGGGGGCUCCGCCACUGCAGCUCAUGAGCACAUUAGGACUAUAUGAGGUGCCCCACAGGUAUUGCAAAUGACUUUCAGCUCUACUGUGGCCCCACAAAUAGACAAUCUAGCAUUCAGGUCUCGACAGGCCUGAACCCGGGGCAGCGAUUGGGAUGUAUUAUUCAUCCACAUCCAUAUUAAUAUGUCCAGCCUUAAUUGAGGUACAGCACGUCCAAACAAACACCAACGUCUUUAUUUCCUGCUUGGGUUGCAUGCACCCUGCAAUGCGUUAAGGGUCACACAUUCGAGACACAUUCGAUGACACAUUCCCUAUCAUCCAUGAAGCAAUUAGUAGCCUCUUACAAGUUUUGUUAGGGAGGAUGGGUCAUUUUGUUACCUUGGUUACUAUGUCAUUUGUUCCCAUUGCUGUGACAUUAAUGGGAAGGUGCAAUCUCAGCCCAACCUCUAACCCAACCAGACUUCAUGCUUUUGGAAGGCAAUGAUUCUAUAUAGCACUGAAAGCUCAAGUGUUAAAAUCAGGAGAUGGCCCAGUGAUACGAAACGAGCAGCAAGCCAAAUGUAGGAGGUUGAUUUGUAAUUUUAUUAUCUUGCAUGUAUUAUGUUGCAGAAUGUUGGUCGAGCCUGUUUGUAUGUUUGUGUCCACUAUCGAAAGACGUGUGUGUUUUUAUGUAGAAAGUAACAGCUGAAACAGCUGCUUAUUGUUUAAAAGAGACAAGGAGAGCUUUUCUCUGAUUGAUAAUUAUUUUAAACAUUAUUUACUCAAAUCAGCCACAAUCAAGCCUCCAUCACUAAAGCAACCCAUCGGCAGCUUCUUCAAACUGCGGAUGUGCGUGUGCGUGCGUGCGGCUUUUUGACGAGGCCAAUCCCGCACGGAUGCAAUACAAAAUAAAAACUUUCCACAGAAUGAACUCCUCCCCAGAGAGGAAAAAGGUGCUCGACUCUGCACACCAGACUCUGUGACGGGACUUGACGAGACUCUGAGAGUUGACUGGAGAGAAACUUGUACCCUCCUCGCUGGUUCUCGCACCUGAAGAUCUGUGACUGCGAGAGUUUGACAUCUUGAGGCAUAUUUGGGGAUGAAAUGAUUGUGACACGGAUUCGUUAUGUUCCGUAGACCUGCAUUCGCCUGACUUGGCAGCCUGACGUUUGUACUUUGUCAUUUUAGUAUUAUUCUAUUAGAUGGUGCAGUGUGUAUUGGAAAAAAAAACAAUGUUGUUCAGAGGUCAUGUCUGUAACAGUAUUUUCACUUUCCCACUUCAAAUCAUUCCACAAUUUGUUAUCAUUUGGUGCUAUGGAUACUGUUGUAGCAGUAGGUGUCAGUCUUUUCAAAUGGUGAAUGUGUCAUUAUGAAAUGAAAGUUCAGUACUUUUCUACGGAGACCGAAAAAAAGAUGAUAAUACAGUCCAUGUUUCCUUUUUUCUCUUUUUCAAAUCAGAUGCACAAGGGCAACCAGUGUGUGUAAUUCUGUGAAUUUUCAAUCAUUUCACCUUCCCAAGGACUCAAGGGAUAAAAGUCACAAAAAAAAAAUAAGAAUAAUGAAAUGAUUAUAAAAUUAUAAUGAAUAGAUGUCUGAAGAAUCUUUGUUCAUGGCAUGCCAGUUCCAUAUGUGAGAAAAGAGUGUUUUCUAUGAAUAAGCAUGUCUGGCCUUGAGAACUCUUUGAGCUGUGUUUUGCUGUUUAUAUACUUUAUGUACAAUAAAGGACUGCAGCUGUGGGAAAUGUGUCCAACAAAAGAAGCCUAAUGUACCUAAUGAAGCCUAA
Messenger RNA from Anarrhichthys ocellatus (wolf-eel), 4029 nucleotides. RefSeq names its product phospholipid phosphatase 4 (gene plpp4). Gene Ontology annotation, biological process: phospholipid dephosphorylation; phospholipid metabolic process. The record is from RefSeq and is a predicted model, not a curated record. The transcript has 7 exons. Gene Ontology annotation, molecular function: phosphatidate phosphatase activity. Bases 383 to 1240 code for a protein of 285 amino acids. Lineage: Eukaryota; Metazoa; Chordata; Actinopteri; Perciformes; Anarhichadidae. Gene Ontology annotation, cellular component: membrane.